AUGAUGAUCAUUGAUGAUUUGAAUGUUGGCUUUGAGUGGAGCUCCAAACAAGGCAUUUGCGCCCCUGAAAACUGGGGCCGCGAUCUGGGUGGAUCGAGCCGCAAGUCAGCUGCUCAUGCAGAGACUGUCGCGAACCUCAGCCAGCUGGUCCAGCUGGGCCUCAGCUCGAGAAAUGUAUACGGAGUGGUGUACCCCGGACCGGUGUUCAGAGGGUCGGGAUUGGGAAGCAAAAAAAAUUAA
Messenger RNA from Penicillium subrubescens, 240 nucleotides. RefSeq lists its product as uncharacterized. The record is from RefSeq and is a predicted model, not a curated record. Lineage: Eukaryota; Fungi; Ascomycota; Eurotiomycetes; Eurotiales; Aspergillaceae. Bases 1 to 240 code for a protein of 79 amino acids. The transcript has a single exon.